AUGGGAGUGUCCAUCUCCUGUCGUGUGUCCGACCCCCACUCCCAUGUCACCCUACGAAGUGUCCCCAGCGGAGAGAAGAUGUUUGCGUUCUACGACACCAAGUUGGGUUUCUUUGGAAGCCUCUCCCCGGGCCAGUACCAGUGUGAGACCACCGUUGAGGGCCUGGUGUUCACCAGUGCGAUCUACACUGUCAAAAGCAAUGUCGAGGCAGUGGUAGAGGACUUUGACGUGGAAGUAAAAGUCAGUACAGAGGCUGUGAAGGUGGGGCAGCCCCUCAACAUCACCUGCGUGGCCCCAGCCGGCACCUUCUUUGAGCAAGCAUGGCUUCACCGCAAAACACAGGCUGUCAAUGCAGUUCAAACGAAACAGAAAUUUCCUGACAAGGUCUUUUACACGCUUGUUAUCCAACAAGCCAGCCUUGAUGAUGCCGGCACGUACGAGUGCUUCGUUUCCCACCAAGUCAGUGGAAAGGUUCGAGUGAGCACUGCGACUGUCACUGUCUUCGAGGAAAGUUCCUUCGUUGCCCUGGAUCACAGCGGAAUCUUAGAUACCGAGUUUGUUAGCCUUCUGGAAGAGACACAGUUCACCAUCCUCAUCGACGCAUCCCCCUCUCCCAAAGUGACCUGGCAGCGAGACGGCAAAGAUAUUCCUGAAAGUUACUAUAUUAAUGCCAAAUCGAGCCACCUCCAAGGCAACAGGUACCAGAGCAUUCUGACAUUUCGGCAGCCUCUAGAAAAAGACAGUGGAAUGUAUACCAUCACGGCUGUGAGCGGCUCUCGCACGGCCCAGUUCUCAUUCAUGCUCAAAGUCAAAGCUUCAACUGCUUUGAUCUUCCCACCAUCCUCUGGCCCAGUGCUUCUGCCACAGAAGGAGGAGAUGGUGGUGGCCCUUCAUACUCCCUUCACACUGACAUGCCGUGGUGAAGCACGGCUGGCCUGGGAGAUGCCGCUCGAUGUGCCAGAGCAGACGCGGGAGGACAACAGCGGUGUAUUUGUCACCACUAUCACAGUGGACAAAGCCACAGCCAUGCACACCGGCUUUUAUACAUGCUUUUUCAGCCAAAAUGCCACAGACGAAAUGCCGGAGAGCAGCAUCUACAUUUAUGUGCCAGAUCCCGAUGUUCCUUUUGUACCAUCGCCGGUGCCCUUUGGGAAUCACGUCCUUUCUGACCACGAGGAAAUGGAGAUUCAGUGUCGCGUGUCAGAUCCCAUAGCUAAUGUGACCCUGCUUAACGUGGACACGAGGCAGCCUGUUCCGAGUGUCUAUGAUAGCAAGAGAGGCGCCUUGGGGGUGUUCACUGCUGGAACCUAUAUCUGCAAGGCUGUCAUAAAUGGAGAAGUCCACUACAGCGAGCAGUAUAUUGUCCAUGGUUGGACUGGUGGUGGUGCGCUGCACGUCGAGCUGACUGCCAAACGGACCGCACUCCUGGUCGGAGACCCCUUAACAGUCACCUGUUUGGCUCGUGGGUCGGAAAUCUUGGAGGACCACUGGAAAUACCCUGGGAAAGUGGCUAACCGUGCCACGAAAACAGUCCAUGAGAAUAAGCGGGAUCAAGAGAUUCUUUAUACUCUGACCAUCUCACAAGCCUCUGCUAAAGACAGCGGCAUCUACGCCUGCUCCAUCACUGAUAUCAUGAGUAAUGAGAGCCAGACUAAACAACUAGCCAUCACAGUUUAUGAACAUGAGUUUCUGUUCCUUCAGCCAGAAUUUGGCAGCCAGGAAUCAGCCGAGCUGGAUGAAGUCCGUGAAUUCAGGGCUGAGAUUGAGUCAUUCCCUAAUGUUCGAGUCACCUGGUUUAAGGACGGUGUCCCAUUGAGCGACGUAACUGCAGAGAUUUCAACCAGUCUGCGUCGGAUCAGCGAGACUAGGUACGCUGGUGUUCUCACACUAAUACGUGCAAAAGAGGAGGACAGUGGGAACUACACCAUGAGGGUGGAGAAUGGAAACCAAACUCACAGUGUCAGCUUUAACCUUAAAGUCAAAGUCCCUGCAGUCAUUGUGGACCUGAUGGACAUCCACCACGGGUCAGCCACAGGCCAGUCUGUGGUCUGUAUCGCCGGGGGGCAGCCCACUCCGGAAGUAGAGUGGUUCAUCUGUAAAAAUAUUAAACACUGUGCCAACGACUCGUCGUACUGGGUACCGAUCUCCGCCAACUCCACAGAUGUUGAGGUGGAGUCACACUUGGAUGAGGACAACAACCUGGAGAGCCAAGUCCUGUUUGGCCAUCUGGAGAACACGUUAUCAGUUCGCUGCUUGGCCCACAACGAAAUGUCCUCUGUCAGCCGGGAAGUUAAGCUUGUGGCCAACGGCCCUCACCGGGAGCUGACUGUAGCUGCCGCCGUGCUGGUGCUGCUGGUCAUUGUCAUCAUCUCACUCAUUGUCUUGGUUGUUAUCUGGAAACAGAAACCUCGCUACGAGAUCCGCUGGAGGGUGAUUGAGUCUGUGAGCCCUGAUGGCCACGAGUACAUCUAUGUCGACCCCAUGCAGCUGCCCUACGAUUCAAGAUGGGAGUUUCCACGCGACAGGCUUGUGCUGGGUCGCAUCCUAGGUUCCGGAGCCUUCGGGAAGGUUGUAGAGGGUACAGCUUACGGACUCAGCCGCUCGCAACCUGUCAUGAAAGUGGCGGUUAAAAUGUUAAAGCCCACAGCCCGAUCAAGCGAGAAGCAAGCACUGAUGUCAGAACUAAAGAUCAUGACUCACCUCGGUCCUCAUCUCAACAUUGUUAAUCUCCUGGGAGCAUGCACCAAAUCAGGCCCUAUCUACAUUAUCACUGAAUACUGUUUCUACGGUGAUCUGGUCAACUAUCUGCACAAAAAUAGAGAGAACUUCCUAAGCCUGAGUCCGGAGAAACAGAAGAAAGAUUUGGACAUCUUUGGAAUCAACCCAGCAGACGAGAGCAGCAGGAGCUAUGUGAUCCUGUCCUUUGAGAGCAAAGGCGACUACAUGGACAUGAAACAGGCGGACACGACUCAGCAAUACGUGCCCAUGUUGGAGAUGCCGAACACUUCUAAAUAUUCUGACAUCCAGCGCUCGGAAUACGACCACCCGCCCUCCCAGAAAGGUUUGAAAACGGAAGGGGACAACCUAUUGUCAGAGGACAUGGACGAGGGUCUAAGCACAACAGACCUGCUAAGCUUCACCUACCAGGUGGCUAAGGGCAUGGAAUUCCUGGCUUCCAAAAACUGCGUGCACCGCGACCUCGCUGCCAGGAACGUUCUCCUGUCUCAAGGCAAGAUUGUGAAGAUCUGCGACUUCGGGCUGGCCAGAGACAUCAUGCAUGACAACAACUACGUGUCCAAAGGCAGCACCUUCUUGCCUGUCAAGUGGAUGGCGCCGGAGAGCAUCUUUGAUAACAUGUACACCACCCUGAGUGACGUCUGGUCUUAUGGGAUCCUCCUGUGGGAGAUAUUCUCCUUAGGUGGGACCCCGUAUCCUGGCAUGGUGGUGGACUCCAGCUUCUACAACAAGAUCAAGAGCGGCUACAGGAUGUCCAAGCCAGAGCACGCACCUACUGAUGUCUACGAGCUGAUGAUGAAGUGUUGGAACAGCGAGCCAGAAAAGAGGCCUUCCUUCUUAUGUCUGAGUGACACAGUCUCAUCUCUGCUGCCUUCCAGUUACAAGAGACAUUACGAGAGGGUCAACCAUGAUUUCCUGAAGAGCGACCACCCUGCCGUGACGCGGGUUUGCAUGGAGAGCGAUGACGCCUACAUCGGCAUUGCUUACAAGAACCAAGGCAAGCUGAAGGACCGGGAGAGUGGCUUCGACGAGCAGCGACUUAGCUCUGAUAGUGGCUACAUCAUCCCCCUUCCUGACCUGGACCCAAUGUCUGACGAUGAAUACGGAAAGAGGAAUAGGCACAGUUCGCAAACAUCUGAGGAAAGCGCAAUUGAGACGGGCUCCAGCAGCUCCACAUUCCCCAAGCGUGAGGGUGAAACCCUGGAGGACAUCACGCUUCUAGAUGAAAUGUGUCUGGACUGUAGCGACCUUGGGGAGGACAGCUUCCUGUGA
Nerophis lumbriciformis (worm pipefish) is the source of this 4008-nucleotide messenger RNA. The record is from RefSeq and is a predicted model, not a curated record. Lineage: Eukaryota; Metazoa; Chordata; Actinopteri; Syngnathiformes; Syngnathidae.